Molecule: messenger RNA, 1539 nt
Organism: Lottia gigantea (owl limpet)
Lineage: Eukaryota; Metazoa; Mollusca; Gastropoda; Lottiidae
Exons: 9
Biological process (GO): cell adhesion
Cellular component (GO): extracellular matrix
Molecular function (GO): serine-type endopeptidase inhibitor activity
Source: RefSeq, a predicted model, not a curated record
AAAUGGUAUAAAGAUGAUGGAGAGUUGACCUAUGAACUAUGUGAGGAGAAUGAAGUACCCAAUCAAGAUGAUGACAAUGAAUGUUGUGCUUGUGGUCAUGCUAAUUAUAAUAUAGUCUUUCAAGGCGUCUGGUCAAGACAAACUCAUCCAAAAGGCUUUCCUCCCAAGAAAUUUAACCCGCUAAUUCAUUGGUCUAAUGUAGUAGGAGCAACUCAUUCUAGUGAUUUUGAGAUCUGGAAAUAUGGAGGCAUGGCAUCACCUGCUGUUAAAGAAGUGUGUGAAUUUGGUAUUUGGAGAACUUUAGAAAAAUACAUGAAAGAACAGAGUAGAAAGAUUCGUACAGUUGUGAAAACUAAGUCUCUAUAUGGUAUAAGAAAUGUUAAGAAAUCAGCUCAUGCCGUGUUUACAGUCAGUAAAAAACAACAUCUACUAUCAUUAUUAACUAUGUUUGGUCCCAGUCCAGAUUGGUGUGUUGGUGUAAGUGCUUUAGACAUCUGUAAUAAAAACUGUACAUGGGCUGAUCAUAUGGAAAUUGAUUUAUAUCCAUGGGAUGCUGGUACUGAUAGUGGUUCUUCAUAUAUGUCUGCCAACAAGGCUACAAUUCCUAGAGAACCCAUUAGUAGAAUAACCAACAAACAUCCCAGAUCUCAUGAUUCCCCAUUCUUUGGUCAUCAACCUAUCAAACCAUUAGCUCGUCUGAUCAUCACUAAAGAUAAAGAAUGGUGUAGUGGUGAUGAUGGUACACCAAGUUCUGCAGAGUUAUCUCCCUCUACUGACGAACUAGUCAAAUUGGAAAAAUGUUCAACAAGUCAAUGGUCAGAAUGGAAUGACUGCUCCAAUCCGUGUGGAGCUGGUAUGAGGUUGAGACAGAGAAUGUUAAAGAAUCCAGCAGUCACUGAGUCUAUGUGUAAUACUGACCUGAUGGAGAAAGAAACAUGUAUUGGAGACUGUUCAGACAGAGUCGGACAACGGAAAAAGAUUUCUGACAAUUUUGAAUUCCGAGUGGACACAGACUACAAUCCUAAUGAUAUUUGUGCUGUUACUCCAUGGUCAGAUUGGUCACCAUGUAGCGCCACCUGUGGACUGGGAAUGAAAGAAAGAUGGAGGAUGUUUUUGAGUAAAUCAGAGAAGACAUUAUCCUGUGGUUUUCAUCUGAUGGAGAAAGAUUUAUGUCGUGGUGAAAUAUUUGAUUGUAGAAAAGCCUUGAUGAUGAAAGAUUUCUCAGCUAUCUGUACUGAGCCUGCAGAAGUUGGACCAUGUCGUGGAGAUUUUGAAAGAUGGUACUACAAUAAGACAGUUGAGAAAUGUCAAUCAUUUAGAUAUGGUGGUUGCCGUGGUAAUGAUAAUAGAUUUGAAUCAGAAGAUGAAUACUGUAUGGUUACACCAUGGUCAGACUGGGGAGAUUGUUCCGUUACCUGUGGUCGUGGCUAUAUGAUGAAAACUAGAAUGAUCAAACAAGAAAGUCAAAAUGGUGGUCGAAAAUGUCCAAAGAAAUUAGUGAAGAAGAGGAAAUGUAAAUUAAGGAAAUGCCGUAAGUAA